Molecule: messenger RNA, 642 nt
Organism: Yarrowia lipolytica CLIB122
Lineage: Eukaryota; Fungi; Ascomycota; Dipodascomycetes; Dipodascales
Biological process (GO): retrograde vesicle-mediated transport, Golgi to endoplasmic reticulum; endoplasmic reticulum to Golgi vesicle-mediated transport; vesicle fusion with Golgi apparatus
Cellular component (GO): Golgi membrane; endoplasmic reticulum membrane; ER to Golgi transport vesicle membrane
Molecular function (GO): SNAP receptor activity
Source: RefSeq, a predicted model, not a curated record
AUGGUGCUCUCUACUCUGAUUAUGCGGGCCUCGGAUGGCCUGCCUCUGUCGGCCAGCGUGGAUGACGGCCAGGAGAACCUCAGCGAGCAGAAGAAGCAGUGCAAGCUCGUGACCCAGAAGCUGUCUGCCAACUCGGCCGACCGAGCCUCGAUUGAAAGUGGCAACUACGUGAUCCACUAUCUGAUGAAGGACGGAAUCGUUUACUACUGCAUCUCCGAGUCUUCGUACCCCCGCAAACUCGCCUUCAGCUACCUAGACGAGCUGGAUCGGGAGUUCCAAAAGUCCCAUGGCCAGGAGGCUCUCAAGGAGGGGGUGCGACCCUACAAGUUUGUGGAGUUCGACACGUUCAUGCAGAAGACCAAGCGGGUGUACCAGGACACUCGAGCAACCCACAACCUCGACAAGCUCAACACGGAGCUGCAGGACGUGACUCGAGUCAUGACCAAGAACAUUGAGGAUCUGCUGCACCGAGGCCACUCGCUGGAUCACAUGAGCGAUCUUAGCAGCAACCUGCGGACCGAGAGCAAAAAGUACCGACGGGCUGCCCAGCGGAUCAAUUGGGAGGCCAUGAUCCGACAGUACAUUCCCUUCAUUGGAGUGGGUCUCAUUGGUCUGUUUAUGCUGUGGUGGAUGCUCUUUUAA